This is a messenger RNA of Actinia tenebrosa (Australian red waratah sea anemone), 1145 nucleotides long. RefSeq names its product sphingolipid delta(4)-desaturase DES1. Gene Ontology annotation, biological process: ceramide biosynthetic process. Lineage: Eukaryota; Metazoa; Cnidaria; Anthozoa; Actiniaria; Actiniidae. The record is from RefSeq and is a predicted model, not a curated record. Gene Ontology annotation, molecular function: sphingolipid delta-4 desaturase activity. Gene Ontology annotation, cellular component: membrane.
GCCAAGCCUUCUUCAUUGGACUUUCUUCGUCCUCUUCUUUACAGUUGUCUUACAAAAUGGGCGGCCAGGUCUCGAGGACCGACUUUGAAUGGUCAUAUACUGAAGAACCCCAUGCGAGCAGACGAAAAGAAAUACUGGCUAAAUAUCCUGAGAUCAAGAAGCUUAUGGGAUUUGACCCAAAUUUCAAAUAUCAAGUGGCAUUUCUGGUGGUCCUACAAUUCCUACUAGCGUACAUAGCCAAGGAUCUCUCCUGGCCGCUGCUCAUUUUGGUAGCAUACAUUGCUGGUGCUGUGAUAAACCAUGCAUUGUUACUUGCUAUUCAUGAGAUAUCUCACAACCUCGCAUUUGGACAUUCAAAGCCAAUGUACAACAGACUACUUGGCUUUUUUGCCAACCUGCCAAUAGGCAUUCCAGUGUCUAUUUCAUUCAAGAAGUAUCAUCUAGAGCAUCAUCGUUACCAGGGAGAUGAGGAACUUGAUGUUGACCUGCCGACAGAGUUUGAAGCCAGGAUGUUUUUUAAUACCAUAACCAAGUUGCUAUGGGUGAUCAUGCAGCCAUUCUUUUAUUCUCUGCGUCCCAUGUUCGUCAAUCCCAAACCACCCACCAGCCUUGAGGCGAUCAAUUUUGUUUUACAGGUUGUGACAGAUGCUGUAGUUCUAUAUUAUUUGGGUGGCAAGUCGCUGGUGUACUUGAUUGCUUCCUCACUCCUUGGUAUGGGCCUCCACCCAGUGGCAGGGCACUUCAUUGCCGAGCAUUACAUGUUCACAGAGGGGUACGAGACCUUUUCCUACUAUGGUCCUUUGAACUUUGUGACCUUCAAUGUUGGCUACCACAAUGAACAUCACGACUUUCCUAGUGUUCCUGGUUCAAGACUUCCUAUGGUCAAAAAGAUUGCUUCAGAGUAUUACGACAAACUACCUCACUAUCAUUCCUGGAGUAAAGUUAUAUAUGAAUUUAUUACAGACCCAAAGGUCGGCCCAUUUGCACGAGUAAAGCGCAAGUCAAGGAAUCAACUUGUAAAACAGACCCUGGAUGACUCAAAAGAUAAAUAGAAAAAUGACAUUGCUGGUAGGGUUAGCAUAGUAGUGUUGGUGUUCUAACUUGGAAAAAAUCCCAGAAAAAAUAAACAUCGGACUUGACUCAAA